AAAAAUGGGGCGUGAGAUCCUUUGGAUACGUGGGACUUCUCCUCACCGUUAACGUCAUUAUGGAUAAAUCGGUUUUACAUUUAUCUGGGCUUUGCCUUUGGCAUUAGCCUUUGGAUUUGUGUUCAGAUUGUCAUCAAAAAGCAGAAUAAGAACUCACAGGAGAAAUCUUUUUCAAAAGCAACUCGGCAUUUGAUGACAAAUGGCAGUCUCUCCCUUCAAAAGAAGGAAAUCUUUGUAUCUGGAGUGAAGAUUUUUUAUGGUUCACAGACUGGUACAGCAAAGGGAUUUGCGAAAGUUCUUGCUGAAGCAGUUGCCUCCCUAAACCUGCCUGUGGAAAUUAUUAAUCUGAAAGAAUAUGAUCCAGAUGAUCAUCUGUUGGAAGAGGCUACUAGCAAAAGUGUCUGUGCCUUCCUGGUUGCUACGUAUACUGAUGGCCGACCAACGGAAAGUGCGGAGUGGUUCUGCAAAUGGUUGGAGGAAGCGUCCAGCGAUUUUCGAUUUGGCAAAACUUACCUGAAGGGUAUGAGAUAUGCAGUGUUUGGCCUGGGAAAUUCUGCCUAUGUGAGCCACUUCAACAAGGUUGGCAAAAAUGUCGAUAAGUGGCUCUGGAUGCUGGGUGCACAUCGUGUGGUGGCCAGAGGGGAGGGUGACUGUGAUGUGGUCAGAAGCAAACGUGGCAGCAUUGAAGCUGACUUCAGAGCUUGGAGGACCAAGUUCAUCUCCCGGUUGCGGGCACUUUGCAAAGGAGAGAAAAAAUCUUGUGGUGGCAACUGCAAGAAAGGCAAAUGUGAAUCCAAUCUGCAUGGCUCACAGCAGAAGGACCUGGCAUCCCACACCCAAGAUGAAUCACAUCACAGAGACCCUGAGGAGGAAGAGCCCUGUGAGAGCACCAGUGAGGAAGAGUGUGGUGCUGAGGACCAUCAGAGCCUAAAUUCUGUCGUUGAUGUUGAGGAUCUUGGCAAGAUUAUGGAUCAUAUGAGAAAAGAAAAGAGAGAAAAGGAGCAGCAGGAAGAAAAAAGGAGCCUGGGGAAGAUUGAAGAUGAUGAAAGAAGAGCUAUGAUAACUCCUGCUCUCCGAGAAGCUCUUACUAAACAAGGUUAUCAAUUGAUUGGGAGCCACUCUGGAGUGAAGCUUUGCAGGUGGACAAAGUCGAUGCUUCGCGGGAGAGGAGGUUGCUAUAAACAUACAUUCUAUGGCAUUGAAAGCCAUCGCUGCAUGGAAACCACCCCGAGCUUGGCAUGUGCAAAUAAAUGUGUCUUCUGUUGGCGGCACCACACCAAUCCCGUGGGCACUGAAUGGCGGUGGAAGAUGGACCAGCCUGAAAUGAUCUUACAGGAGGCCAUCGAAAAUCAUCAGAAUAUGAUUAAACAGUUUAAAGGAGUGCCAGGUGUUAAAGCAGAGCGAUUUGAAGAAGGAAUGAAAGUAAAGCAUUGUGCGUUAUCGCUUGUGGGAGAACCAAUAAUGUACCCAGAGAUCAACAAGUUUUUGAAGCUACUCCACCAGUGUAAAAUCUCCAGUUUCCUGGUCACAAAUGCACAAUUCCCGGUGGAAAUCAGAAACCUGAAGCCAGUUACUCAACUAUAUGUCAGUGUGGAUGCCAGCACCAAAGACAGCCUUAAGAAAAUUGACCGUCCACUCUUUAAGGAUUUCUGGGAAAGGUUCCUUGACAGUUUAAAAGCCUUGGCAGCAAAGCAACAGCGCACUGUCUAUAGGCUGACCCUUGUGAAGGCGUGGAAUGUAGAUGAACUGCAGGCCUAUGCGGAGCUCGUGUGCCUGGGGAACCCCGACUUCAUAGAAGUGAAGGGUGUUACCUACUGUGGGGAAAGUUCAGCAAGCAGUCUCACCAUGGCCAACGUGCCCUGGCAUGAGGAAGUGGUGCGCUUUGUGCGUGAGUUGGUGGAUCUCAUCCCUGAUUAUGAAAUUGCGUGUGAACAUGAGCAUUCCAACUGCCUCCUGAUAGCACACAAAAAGUUUAAGAUUGAUAGAGAAUGGUGGACAUGGAUCGAUUAUAACCGCUUCCAGGAGCUCGUCCAGGAAUAUGAAAAUAGUGGUGGAUCAAAAACUUUCAGCACAAAGGAUUAUAUGGCAAAAACUCCUCACUGGGCAUUAUUUGGUGCCCGUGAAAGAGGCUUUGAUCCCAAGGACAAAAGAUAUCAGAGAAAGAACAAGUCAAAGGAUAUUUCUGGAUGUUGAGAUAUCUGACUUCAGGAUGCUGAAGGACAAAAACUUGGUGACCCCAGAAGGUUCUUGGACUCUACUGUGAUUUUUUUUCCAAGGGCAAAUUACACAAAUUAUAUUUCAUAUUGACGAGAUUUUAAGACAAAACACAGGGACAGGAGACAUUUUGAGUGUCUGAGACUCAGCCUUGGCAUUUGUUUCAGAAACUCAGUCCCUUUUAUGAUUUUACUUCUGAGAGGGAAAUUUUUGUGUGUGUAGGGGGGAAGUACACAAUUGUCAUUUAGGAUUUAACUGAUAGUUUUUAAUUAUAAUUAGUAAGCCUUUCUAGA
Messenger RNA from Tupaia belangeri chinensis (Chinese tree shrew), 2507 nucleotides. Its product is annotated as S-adenosyl-L-methionine-dependent tRNA 4-demethylwyosine synthase. The transcript is spliced from 16 exons. The record is from RefSeq and is a predicted model, not a curated record. Gene Ontology annotation, biological process: wybutosine biosynthetic process. The coding region runs from base 193 to 2193 and encodes 666 amino acids. Gene Ontology annotation, molecular function: catalytic activity; FMN binding; 4 iron, 4 sulfur cluster binding. NCBI's taxonomy places the organism in Eukaryota, Metazoa, Chordata, Mammalia, Scandentia, Tupaiidae.